This is a messenger RNA of Grus americana (Whooping crane), 2464 nucleotides long. RefSeq names its product purinergic receptor P2Y12 (gene P2RY12). The transcript has 4 exons. The record is from RefSeq and is a predicted model, not a curated record. Gene Ontology annotation, molecular function: G protein-coupled purinergic nucleotide receptor activity. Bases 689 to 1780 code for a protein of 363 amino acids. Gene Ontology annotation, cellular component: membrane. Gene Ontology annotation, biological process: blood coagulation; G protein-coupled receptor signaling pathway. NCBI's taxonomy places the organism in Eukaryota, Metazoa, Chordata, Aves, Gruiformes, Gruidae.
CAGGUCCAAAACCCAAAUAACACAAUACUGAGUACUGAGCAAAGCAGCCUCUGAAGCCGUACUUGCGCAGGAAGUAAUGCUGGGGGAGUGGUCAGAAGAUAAGAUUAAAAAAAAAAAAGUGAAGGAAUGAUUUAAAAAAGGAAGCUUAGUGAAUACAGCUAAAUAUACCAAGCAUACUAAACCAAAACAUGCAGCUCACUUAGUAAAACCCAGUCAUGAAAAACACUGCAGAUGGUAUCAGAAGCCAUUUUCAAAGCACUGCGAUAAUACGGAAGAGGAAACAAAAUCAGAAGCACUGAGUGCGUCACCUGGAAUUUGCAGCUGUUCUGGCUCAGAAGCCAGUUCAAAGCCAGAGGAAGGUCUAAGUCUCAGUGGGAUGCAGAGCUGCCCCUCCAGCCUCUCCUCGCCCAUGGGAAUGCUCCUGCCCGCUCACACGGUGAAGAGCUAGAGGAACCACGGCCGACCCUCCGUCAGCAACACGAGCUUCCCAGCAGAGCCAAGCGUUCCAUCGCUUCCCAACAGCACGCCACGGCCCCUUCAGGUACUGGAAGGCCACAAUUAGAUCUCCCCGGAGCUGCCUUUUCUCCAGGCUGAACAACCCCAACUCUCCCAGCCUGUCUCCAUAGCAGAGGUGCUCCAGCCCUCUGAUCAGCUUCAUGGCCUCCUCUGGACUCGCUCCAACAGCUCCAUGUCUCUCCUGUACUGGGGCCCCCAGAGCUGGACGCAGUACUCCAGGAAGAGGGGAAAAGGCGAAGUGCAAAUGAAAGCCACAACCAACUUCAGCUACUCUAGAAACAACAGCAGCUGCACCAGCGAUAACAAAAUCAGUCAAGUCAUUUUUCCUUUGCUUUAUACAGUCCUGUUCCUGGUGGGCAUCACCAUGAACAGCCUGGCAAUGUGGGUCUUUUUUAAAAUAUCCAGUAAAUCCAAUUUCAUCAUCUUCCUCAAGAACACUGUCAUUUCUGACUUCCUCAUGAUCUUGACUUUUCCGUUUAAAAUCUUUAGCGAUGCAAAGUUGGUAUCGUGGGUACUGAGAGGAUUUGUUUGCCAGGUAACCCAGGUUGUGUUUUACUUCACCAUGUACAUCAGCAUUUUGUUUCUUGGUCUGAUAACUAUCGAUCGCUAUCAGAAAGCCACUUCGCCGUUCAGAACAUCAACACCAAGGAGCCUUUUAGGUGCCAAGAUCCUGUCCACAGCAAUCUGGAUAUCAAUGUUUGCUCUCUCAUUACCCAACAUGAUUCUAACGAACAGGAAGAAAACGGCUGAGAACGUACAAAAGUGUGCUCUCUUGAAAUCUGAGUUUGGCUUAGUCUGGCAUGAAAUCGUAAACUAUGUUUGUCAACUUAUCUUCUGGGUUAAUUUAGCUGUCAUAGUUGUAUGCUACGUGCUCAUAAGUAAAGAACUGUACAAAUCCUAUAAAAGGACAAGAUGCGCAGGAAAGGCAUCCAAAAAGACUGUAAAUGUGAAGGUUUUCAUAAUUAUCGCAGUGUUCUUUAUUUGUUUUGUGCCAUUCCACUUUACUAGAAUCCCCUACACGUUGAGCCAAACAAGAGACGUUUUUGAAUGCUCUGCUCAGAACACCUUGUUUUACUUGAAAGAGAGCACGCUGUGGCUGACAUCACUAAAUGCGUGCCUAGAUCCAUUCAUAUACUUUUUCCUUUGCAAGUCAUUUCGAAAGUCCUUGCUAGACAUGCUGUGCAAGCACGCGGCAUCGUCAGAACUCAGAGCACGGAUGAAGGAGCAGAACGAAGGAGACGACACAGACGAGACGCCACUCUAGAGCUAAGAACUACCCGUAACCCUUCUUGGCCACGUAUGUUUAUCGGUGGGCGGAAGCAGCACAAAUCCUGUGGGAGAAUAUCUAGAAUUUCACCGUCUCCUGUGGAAAUUGUCCUACAGAUAAAGCACAAGCACCCUGGAACCAACAUCACCGGUUGCAAAAAUGGCGAAACUAGAAAGCUUGACUAAAACAAGAGCACCACCUGAUCACAGCCUCCAGGCUUGUCAGAAUUGCUAGGAAGAAGUUUGAACUUUAGUUGGAGCUGUAAGGAAGAAAUUAAAACACAGUCAUGAAAUGCUACAGAUGCGAUUAUGAAGUGCAAACAUUUUGCAGAAACAGAUGAACUUGGGCCAGAGUAAAGUCCACAACAACACAAGAUCUGGGAGAUGCAAAUAACCUCCACGGUGAUGUUUUAAUACAGGGAGUUGUCACCUCGUACACAACUGGCAGACAAACAGAAAAACAGGACAUAUGUAGAUAAGCUAUUUAUCUGUGCAGGUUUUUGGUAACAGAAUAACAUUUUGCUUAUCUCGUUAUAUGCUUGCAAUUUUAAUCCAUUGACCAAUAAUUAAUAGUUGUAUGUCAGAGGAUAUUAUUUCAUAAUCAGGCUUAUCUUGAUGUGAGUUAAAUCUUCAAAUACUUCACCUUACUAUAUGAAUAAACAAAAAUGGACACUUCCGUAGA